Molecule: messenger RNA, 1595 nt
Organism: Pseudogymnoascus destructans
Lineage: Eukaryota; Fungi; Ascomycota; Leotiomycetes; Thelebolales; Thelebolaceae
Exons: 4
Coding region: 33-1595 (520 amino acids)
Biological process (GO): transmembrane transport
Cellular component (GO): membrane
Molecular function (GO): transmembrane transporter activity
Source: RefSeq, a predicted model, not a curated record
CCUCACUUGCUUAGAACUCUUUAACUGUGGUGAUGGGUAUCUCGAUUGAAGACGAGAAGUCAACAGCUGGAGCUUUGACUGUUGAAGAUGAGCGGUUCGACACCCCACCAACUGUUGCCACUGAGAGCAUUGAUAGCAAAGAUCUCGAUAGGGCGUUCAUCUACCUCGCUGGCCAGGACCAGAGCCGUCUCGAUGAUAAUGUGGAUCUUAAAGCUUUGCGACGUAAGAUCGAUUUGCGGAUCAUCCCAGUUAUGGCUGCUUGCUAUGGGUUGCAGUUCCUUGACAAGGUUCUCAUCAACUAUUCAGGUGUUAUGGGUAUACGGGAAGAACUUCGCCUUGUUGAGAAUGACUUCUCAAAUGCGUCUUCUGUAUUCUACAUAUCCUAUUUAAUUGCGAUGGUUCCUAACGGGUAUAUACUCCAAAAGGUCACUGUGACAAAAUGGCUAUGUAUCCUUGCCUUCCUAUGGGGUAUUGCAACAGCCUGUACUGCGGCAACAUUCAGCUAUCACUCCCUCUUGAUAACUCGCAUAUUUGCCGGACUUUUUGAAUCGCCCGUCUCGCCUUGCAUGAUGUUAAUAAGCAGCCAAUGGUACACUUCACAGGAACAAGCAUCGCGCUAUAGCUUCUGGUUCUGUGGUGCAGGGGUGGCCCAGAUAUUAGGUGCCUUCAUCUCUUACGGAUUCCAACACGUCCGUAGUACGACUUUGAUAUCAUCAUGGAGGAUUAUGUAUUUGACCCUCGGGCUUAUCACGUCCUUGGUAGGAGUUGUGGGCUUCUUUAUUCUUCCCAAAUCACCUAUGACAGCGAAAUUUCUCACCAAUUCCGAGAAGGUUGCUCUCCUUAAUCACAUCGCAGUCAAUCAAACUGGCAUUGAGAACCGCCACUUCAAGUUGAGUCACUUGAAGGAGACCGUCCUCGACAUCCAGAUAUGGUUGUUAGUGCUAAUGACUAUCUCGAUAACAUGCUCCAGCGGCGUUAUCUCCUCCUACUCUUCCAUUGUGAUCGCGAAUCUUGGUUACUCUGCCCCAAAAGCAGCCCUCCUCAAUGCCCCGAGUGGCCUCGUCACCAUCAGCACUUCGCUCAUCGCAGGCUUUGGGGUUCGUUACAGCUCUAACCGCCGCUGGGCCUGGAUAGCCACAUUCUGCAUUCCAGGCAUGAUCGGCGGCGCCUUGAUGUCUUUCAUGCCUCACAGCAAACCGGCUGCUAUCAUCAUCGGCACCCACCUCGUCUAUGCUAUUGUCCCAACGCUGAUGCUGACUUUCCAGUGGGCGAUGUCAAACUGUGUUGGACAGACAAAGCGAGUCCUUGCUUCUGCAUUCGUCACUGCAGGAUAUGCAAUUGGAAGCAUAAUUGGCCCCCAGACAUUCCAGGAUAGAGAUAAGCCAGAGUAUAAGCCAGCAAAAAUUGCAAUACUUGCUACCCAGGGCGGGGGUGGGUUCUUUGCGAUACUGCUGUUUGGGUACUAUUAUUGGGCCAAUAAAAAGAAGGAUAGAGUAGAAGUUGCUUUGGGGCCACGCUCUGGGACCGAAGAGGGAAGGCAGGAAUGGGGGGGCAAGACGGAUAAGGAGAAUUUGUCGUUCAGAUACGUUUACUAG